CUUUCUUUGGCACAUCCUGAUGACGAUACCAAGAAGUAAUAGUCCCCAGGCCCGAGAAGCCCCUCUCACUGGACCAAACGCCUUUGUCAUUGCUUGUUUCUUGGCUGUUGCGAUGUACAAUUUCAUCGAACUCAAUUACUGUAUCUUGAUCACCUUCCAGAGAUGGGGUGGGCUGUAUUUCUGGAGCUUUGUCGCCGCCACAUGGGGUAUAUUGCCAUACACUAUCGGUUUCACCCUCAAGAACUUUCGGCCGGAGACCAAUCCGUACAUAUACGUCACACUGAUAGUCGUGGGAUGGUGGCCGAUGGUAACGGGGCAGUCUUUGGUCCUAUACUCGCGACUACACCUUGUCCUGCGGCAUCCGAGGAUUCUUCGGGCUGUUCUUAUCGCAAUCUAUGUCGACGCGGUUAUUUGUUACGUACCGACGACCAUUCUGGUUUACGGCUCUAAUUCAUCUAACCCAGGCCCUUUCGUUAACCCAUAUUCAGUAUGGGAAAAGGUCCAAGUGACAAUCUUCUUCCUUCAAGAAUUGGUCAUAUCGGGCCUUUAUAUUCUCGCAACAACAAAGUUCCUGCGAGUCACCGCUAUCACCAGACGUGAUGGGCAUAGGGACGUGAUGCGACAUCUGAUUGGCGUGAGCAUUUUGAUCGUUAUCCUCGACAUUACCAUCCUUGCAUUCGAGUAUGCCAAUCUCUACAGCCUCCAGACCAGCUACAAAGCUCUUGCAUAUAGCGUCAAACUCAAGCUGGAGUUCAGUAUCCUGAACCGUUUGGUCGCUGUUAUGCAAGGACGGAGAGGUAGCUCUUCCACCGGAGCCGCGAGAGCCAGUUCUUCUACUGGAGUUCCGAGUUCAAGUACAUAA
Molecule: messenger RNA, 862 nt
Organism: Fusarium odoratissimum NRRL 54006
Lineage: Eukaryota; Fungi; Ascomycota; Sordariomycetes; Hypocreales; Nectriaceae
Exons: 1
Coding region: 20-862 (280 amino acids)
Source: RefSeq, a predicted model, not a curated record